AAGUCUUCUCCUGUCCGAGGCAGGAGCCCAGAUCAUGCUGAGCGAAGAAGCCGUCGUCAGUCACCCUCCACUUCCAACUUUAGAGAUCGCCGAGAAAAUGCUGCCAAGCCUUCUCACAGCGGUUGUGCUCCACCCGACUCUCCAGAGAGGGACUGGUCGUUCCUUGACAAUCCUUCACCUCCACGCUUUCUUGCUAGGAGGCAAGAGGAGUCUAAUUCCUUGAGAAGGCACCAUUCACCAGAACCAACUGACACCUACCCGGGUUCCUCUAAGUACCGAAGAUCAUCCAAUCUUGGUAGUUCUAUGCAGAAGUCUUCACCUCUGAGAAACUGGCGCGAGUCAACCAUGAACUUCUCUACUUCUAACUUCAGAGAUUGUCACGAAAAUGCUGCCAAGCCUCCCCAGAGCCGUCGUUCUCCUUCCAAGUCACCUGAGAGGGACUGGUCGUUCCUUGACGAUGAAUCUCCAUUGACCAUCAAGUCCUCUAGGCUUUCUUUGACUAAAAGUGCUAAUCAGUCUGACUUCAAACCACUGUUACCCAACUUGUCGAAGACUCUGAAAAUUGACCCAGACCAACCAGAGUUUAGUCUUGGAGCGUCGGCACCAUCUAGGCCCAAGAGGAAGGCAGCUGCUGCAGCCUCACACAUUGUCGUCAUUACUAGCUCCUGCUCAGAAGAUGAGGAGCCGAAGGGAGCUGCUUCAAGGAAGAGGAAGAGAGGUCGCCCAGCAGGCUCCAAAAAUAAGCCCAAGUGUUUUGUGUGCAAAGUUUGUGAGGUGGAAGAUGAGGAGCCUUUGGUCAUCAUUCAAGCAUGUGGGGACAUAAUUCACAGGAAGUGUAUGACUCAGGCAUUGGAAUCCAAUGAAGAAGUCUGUGAGUACUUCAAGACCUGUCCUGUUUGCAAAGCUAAAUUUCAUCAGUUUUAUCCAUUCUUCGGUUAAUGUGUAAUGUUGGUUACCUUCCAGUUUUCCAUUCAC
Molecule: messenger RNA, 975 nt
Organism: Frankliniella occidentalis (western flower thrips)
Lineage: Eukaryota; Metazoa; Arthropoda; Insecta; Thysanoptera; Thripidae
Exons: 2
Coding region: 304-939 (211 amino acids)
Source: RefSeq, a predicted model, not a curated record